Molecule: messenger RNA, 1581 nt
Organism: Mycena indigotica
Lineage: Eukaryota; Fungi; Basidiomycota; Agaricomycetes; Agaricales; Mycenaceae
Product: Polysaccharide lyase family 4 protein
Exons: 12
Coding region: 1-1581 (526 amino acids)
Biological process (GO): pectin catabolic process
Molecular function (GO): carbon-oxygen lyase activity, acting on polysaccharides; carbohydrate binding
Source: RefSeq, a predicted model, not a curated record
AUGCUUCGCCUUUUGCUCGCUGUCGUUGCGACUUUAUCGUGUUGGGUAUUUUCGGUGGCUGGAUUUGGACUGGUAGUUAGCGGCAGCAACUACGUCGUGACAACGGAUGGAGGUCUCACAUUCACCGUGGCAUCCAACACUGGCGAUAUUACUUCAAUGGUUUACAAUGGAGUCGAGACUCAAUCCAAAAAUGGCAAAAACUCUCAAAUUUCUUCAGGCAUCGGCGCGAGCUGCAGUUGGCUCCAAGGUGGAAACUCCAACAACUAUAUCGUCAUAACUUGCACGACAUCUACGCUCACUCAUUACUACAUUGCUCGCCGGAACGACCCUGCCAUUCAUAUGGGCACCUAUACAUCGGCGGAGCCCAGCGUCGGAGAAUUGCGUUACAUCUUCCGCAUGGCGAAUUCUGCACUUCCCAAUGGCCCAACCGUUUCCAAUACCAUCGGCGGAAGUGCUAUCGAGGGGUCUGACGUCUAUUUAGUCAACGGGCAAACGCGCUCCAAAUUCUACUCUUCUCGUCAGUUCAUCGACGAUUCCGUCCACGCUGGUGUCUCUGGAAGCGGGAUAGCUGCAUUCAUGAUUGUGCCCGGCACGGGCUUCGAAGGCUCGUCAGGCGGACCUUUUUUCCGUGAUAUCGACAACCAGAACGGUGGUGACCAGGAGGUCUACUUCUACAUGAACUCCGGCCAUACCAAUCCCGAUGCUUUCCGACAAGGCUUCCAUGGUCCAUAUGCCUUGUGGUUCACGACUGGUGGAACACCUACGACCUACGACUACUCCUUCUGGGAACAAUUCAACAUCUCAGGCUAUGUCAAACAAGCUGGCCGUGGCCGUGUCAGCGGCAAAGCCAGCAACUUCCGCUCUCAAUUCAGCUCUCUCCUUAGCAUUGGAUGGAGCAACAGCGCUGCACAGUACUGGGUCCGCACGGAUAGCUCUGGCAACUUCGUCAGUCCAUAUAUGAAACCUGGAACUUACACCAUGACUCUGUAUGAGGUCGAGCUUGCUGUUGGCACGACCUCUGUCACAGUCUCUGCUGGAGGGACUGUAACAACCAAUAUCGCUUCUUCACUCAAGCUCCCCACCACCAUUUGGAGCAUUGGUGACUACGAUGGUACUCCUCGUGGCUUCCUCAAUGCCGACAAAAUCGAAACCAUGCACCCAAGUGACAACCGGAUGUCUUCCUGGGGCCCAAUAACCUUUACGGUCGGGAAUGGCGUCAAUGGUUUCCCCAUGGCAAUCUUCAAGACCAUUGGUUCUGUUACAAUUCGAUCGACGCUAAGCUCUUCUCAAAUCGGAGCACGCACUCUUUAUAUCGCCACCACCCUUGCGUUUGCUGGAGGCCGCCCCGUUGUCACCGUUGGAAGCUUCACGAGUUCUACUCCCGCCGUCCCAACCCAACCCGACUCGCGAGGCGUUACUCGAGGAACCUGGCGCGGAAAUAAUAUCCUCUAUACCUAUUCUAUUCCCUCCGGCGCACUUGUCGCUGGCACAAACAACUUUGUCAUCAGUGUUGCUUCAGGCUCGGGGGGAGAUAGCUUCCUAUCCCCCAACAUUGUUUUCGAUUCGAUCUGGUUAGCGUAG